CUUCAUUCGUAUCCAAAAGUUUUUGGAUCGCAAUUCGCUCGGAUUCUCUUUCUAUCGCUUUUGUCUGGAUCACCUUUGAUUGGAUAAUAGUAAUAAUAGUCAGAUUUCGUUCUAUUAGGGUUUUGACGGAUAAAAACCUAAUUCGCUUUUAGGGUUUCUUGGAUUUUUUACAGGUGGAUUUGCCAGUGUUCUUCUCAAAAUUAGUCAUUAUGCCAAGAAGUUCAAGGAGCAAAUCACACAAGCAAAGCAAGCAUAGUUCGAGGGAGUACACAGAUUUCGACGAGGAUGUGAAGAUGAAAGAGAGGAAUGAUAACAGUGAUGGUAAGAAAAAUGGGGUUUCUGUUAAGGAUUCUAAGGAUUCUUUAGCUUCUGGAGAAAAAAGGAAACUUGGUAAGGAUCUGGACGGUAGUCAUGCGAAUGGGAGUGUGUCUGAGGAGUAUGCGACGCCUUCAAAGCGGCGGAAAGACAAGAUUCAUGGCGGGAGUGAUAGGUGGAAUGGUGAUGUUGGUGAGGAGAAAAGUGAGGUUGUAAACGUAGACGAUAAGAAGUUGAAGUCGAAGGAUUUGGUAAAAGUUGUUGGUGAGUCCAAAAGCAAGACUAGCAGGAAGCAUGAUGUUGAUAGUGCCAGUGUUGUGGUCGUAGAGAAGGACGGAAGUAAGAGCGGCAGUGGGAGUAGAAGCGAAAAGAGGUCUGAUAAAGAAUCUGGGAGAAAAGAGGGACGUCAGAUUAAAGAAAACAAGGAGACGAAGGAUAAGGAUCGUGGGUCUGAAAGGGAAAGGAAAAUUCAUGACAGUAAGCGUGAGGUUGAGGCAGUGCCAACGCAAGUUGAUAAUCAACCAAGUAAAAGAGGAAGAGAACAUAAUGAGUGGCCUAUAGAGGAAGAAUUGAGAAACAUCGAGUUAGAGAAGGAGCUAGAAAAGAGGAUGAGGAGAAGAGAAGGCUACAGUGACAAGGAUAGAUAUCAGGAUGACGUAAAAGACGAUGAUGAGAGAAUACUGUCUACGAAGAGUGGCCAUGCCAAGGAUAGUGACGAUGAGAGAAUUCUGUCUACGAAGAGUGGCCAUGCCAAGGAUAGUAAACACAAGGAUGAAGUGUAUGGGGACAAGUUCAGGGAAGGUAGCAACAGAGAAACUAGACCCAAGGAGGAUAAAUGUAGGAACGAUGGUGACCCAGUUAGCAAGAGUAGGGAUGUGAAAUACCGAGGAGAAAAUGGAAAAGGUAGCAAACACAAGGAUGAUAAGUACCGUGAAGAUGGUGAAAAGGUUAGACGAGAAGAUAAAUAUCAUGAAGAUGGUAAUAGAGACGUUAGAAAUAAGGAUAGAAAGAAUCAUGAUGAUGGUGAUAGAGACAGCAGACGCAGAGAUGAAAAGCAUAGGGAAGGUGGUGGUAGGGUUGAAAAGAACAGGGAUGACAAGCACAUGCAAGAUGACAACAGGGAUUAUAGGCAUAAGGAAGAGAGAUAUCGAGAAGAUGGUGACAGGGACCAUAGGCACAAAAACAGCAGGCCCAGAGAUGAUACUGAUAGAGAAAAAAGAGUGAGGGAUCCCAAGCACAGAGAUGUCCAUGCCUCAAGAGCCCACUCUAGUGAGGUUGACACCAAGAAUAUGAAAGAUGAUAUGGAUGCUGACUUAAGUCAUGGACAAAAAAAUAAACGCAGUGGAAGCCCAAUUUAUGACGAUCGAGUUGCCAGACACAAAGACGACAAGGAUAGGAGAAUAGAUAAUGAUAAAGAUGAGCGAUCUAUGAACGAUGCUAAAGUAGACCCAACCCCAGAAAGGGGAAGGCCUAGUUCUCGCAAUGAUAUGGAAAUUACAGGCAAUCAUAGCCGUCACAGAAGUUCCCCUAGCAACAAAUUUUACCCCACAAGAGAUCAUCACAGGAUUUCAAAACAAGAAGAAACCAAAUAUCGGGACUCUGUUCAUGAAGAGAGAGCUUGCCAUAAUGUUAACUCUAACAGAUAUUUCACUUCUGCACCUGGGCAAUCUGAUAAAAUUUCGUCUCGGUCACUGGAGAAAAUUACUCAGAAGGAUGACAAUUUUAUUGAUGAUUUAUCAGUGGAAAGGCACCGGAGAUCAGAUGCCCGCUCUUCCCCACUGGUGGACUCAUCCCCUUCAUCUGCAAGUAACGGACGCAGACACUUGAACAGGCUUGAUGUUAGGAGGAAUCUUGAUGUUGAUGAAUUAGGACAGAGGAGCAGUGGUUCCAAGGAUGCAAAGGAGUAUUCAGAUAAAGACGGUAAAGUAAAUCACAAGUUGGUUAUGGAGGUACAUCCUGACAAUGAUCUUUCACACGUGGAUGGUGACAAUUGGUCUGUUUCAUCACCAUAUGUAAGAAGUGGUCCCUUUUCUGGCAAUCAUAAGUCACUUCUGCCUCUUCAACCCCUAUACAGAACAGGAUCAGAUAGCCCUUUAGGCUUUGGUUCUUCAGAAGAUGACAGAAGUAAAUCAAAUGGCCGUCAUCGGAGGUCAGGUGACUCUAACAUGGGAAGACCUCAAAGUAAUUGGAAAAAUGUCCCUAACUGGCCCUCCCCCUUAACCAACGGUGGUUACAUCCCUUUCCAGCACAUUCCUCCUCCAAUAUUUAAUCCCGCUAUGCAGCAAUUUGUGCCUCCAAUCUUUGGUAGACCUCCGAUGCAAGUGAAUCAUGCUGGUAUGCCUUACCAUGUUCCUGAUGGCGACAGGUUUUCUGGUCACGGGCAUCCACUAUGGAGGAAUCAACUGGAAGAAUCAAUUCCACCUCCGAUACACAGUUGGGAAACAAAUAAUGCCGUUUUUGGUGAUGGAUCUCAUGGGUAUGGGAGGCUUGAUUGGGACCAUGGUAGAACUCAAUUGAACAAUCAAAUGUGGGAAUCAAGUGCUGAUCUGUGGAAGGGGCAGGACUCCCAUAAAAUUGACCAUUCAGUUAACAGACCUACCGAUGAAUUCUGGUCAGGGCCGACAGGCCAGCAUGUUGAGAAUGAACAUAGCCAACCGGAUAAUAUUCAGGAAGUGGCCACUAACAACAUUCCAGAAAUUAUGAAGGCUUCAGAGAUCCCCCGCAUUUCUGUGGUUGCAAAGGAGGAUGAUCCUCUUAUUCCUCAGGUUUAUCUUUCAAAGAUUGAUAUCUCUGAAGAUCUUACUCAGCCUGAACUUUAUGACCAGUGCACAAACAUGUUGGCUUUAGAUCAAGCAUCAGUCUCGGAUGAAUUUGAUUGCAAGAUAUUGUUUUUAGAAGCGAAGGAGGGUAUAGAAGCUGAUAUUAGCAAUGGUGCUUCGCUAUUUGCUGCUAUAGAUGAUUCCGUUUUUGAGAAAGCCAUGUCCCUUUACACAAAGCACAAGGUGCCCUUUGUUUCAAUAAAUCAAGAGGGAGUGUCGGUUUCAUCAUCUGAUCAAGAGAAGGGCGGUCCUGAUAACAGUGGGAAAUUGGUGGAGGAAGCUGUUGAGGAGGAAAAUGAACUACUGAUCCAGAAGGUUGAUAUGAAGGAAGAUAAAUCUGAUGAACAGAUAUCAACUUCAGAAAAGAUGGAUAUGGAGGUGGAUGGUGGUUGUGAAAUAGAAGUUAAAGAUUCUUCAGGCAACAAGGUUGAUAAUUUGUUGGUUUUGACCAAUAAUGUGUCAAUGCCAGAGUUAAUUGAAUCUGGGUUGGUAAAUUUGAGUCGGAUACAUGAUGAAAGUACACAUUGAGACUAUUCGUGCGUUCAAAAUGGCGCAUUGGCUUUGCUUUUAUCAAUCUGCUCUGCUUAUUAUCGCUCUUUUAUCUUUGCUUCGCUAGUCAAUCAAUAAAACUAGUCUCAUUCCAUUUAUUG
Molecule: messenger RNA, 3784 nt
Organism: Cynara cardunculus var. scolymus (artichoke)
Lineage: Eukaryota; Viridiplantae; Streptophyta; Magnoliopsida; Asterales; Asteraceae
Exons: 5
Coding region: 210-3662 (1150 amino acids)
Source: RefSeq, a predicted model, not a curated record